Messenger RNA from Dioscorea cayenensis subsp. rotundata (Guinea yam), 1646 nucleotides. RefSeq names its product pectinesterase/pectinesterase inhibitor PPE8B-like. Gene Ontology annotation, biological process: cell wall modification. NCBI's taxonomy places the organism in Eukaryota, Viridiplantae, Streptophyta, Magnoliopsida, Dioscoreales, Dioscoreaceae. The record is from RefSeq and is a predicted model, not a curated record. Gene Ontology annotation, molecular function: pectinesterase activity; pectinesterase inhibitor activity. The transcript has 2 exons. The coding region runs from base 65 to 1582 and encodes 505 amino acids.
UACACACGCUCUACUCUUCAAGCUAGCUUUUUCCUCAUCUCUUAAAAAGAAUAACUCCGUCAAAAUGGAGUUGGCUUCAUCCUUAACGUCCAUAAUUAUAGCCGUACUCUUCCUCAUCCUCUUCUCACCGGAAUGCGCCACGUCAUCAUCACCGGCGGGCAACUUCACACCGUCGUCGGAAUUCAUGUCGAAUGUGAGAUCCACCAUUGAUGAAGUUCAGAACCUUAUCUCUCUCCUGUCUCCCUUCGUCUCCACCGUAGGUGGCGGCGAUCUCCGCCUCUCCUCCGCCGUCUCCGACUGUCUUGACCUCCUAGAUCUCUCCUCCGACCAGCUCUCCCUCUCGCUGUCCCCUUCCGGUGGCACCGGAAACAGUGUCUCAGAUCUCCGGGCAUGGCUCUCGGCGGCGUUAGGGAAUCAAGACACAUGCCAUGAGAGCCUCUCCGGCACCGACGGCAUUGUGGCCACUCUCAUCUUCACCGGCUUAGACACCGUCACCUCCCUAGUCGCCUCCAGCCUAGAAGAGAUCUCCUCCUCCUCCACCAUCGCCGGACGGCGAAAGCUUCUCCGGCCGAACACAACCUCCUUUCCAGCCUGGCUCAAAGCCGGAGACCGCCGGAUCCUGCAAGCAGCCUCGCCGAAGCCGGACGUCGUUGUGGCGCAAGAUGGAAGCGGGAACUACACAACGGUGACGGAGGCGGUGGAGGCGGCGCCGUCGGAGAGCUGGAAAAGAUACGUGAUAUACGUGAAGAAAGGGGUUUACAGGGAAAACGUAGAGAUUAAGAAGAAGAAGUGGAACUUGAUGAUGAUCGGCGACGGAGUUGGCCUCACUCUCAUCUCCGGCAACCGGAGCUUCGUCGACGGCUGGACCACCUUCCGCUCCGCCACCUUCGCGGUGGCUGGCAAGGGAUUUAUAGCCAGAGACUUGAGCAUUGAGAACACCGCUGGGCCGGAAAAGCAUCAAGCAGUGGCUCUCCGAUCAGACUCUGACUUGUCAGUGUACUAUCACUGCAGCAUUCAUGGAUACCAAGACACUCUUUACGCUCACUCACUCCGGCAGUUCUACCGUGAAUGUUUGAUCACUGGAACAGUUGAUGCCAUCUUCGGCAACGCGGCGGCGGUGUUCCAAAACUGUCAGAUUCUGGCACGCCGUCCUCUUUCUAACCAGAAGAACUCACUCACAGCACAAGGCCGGAAAGACCCAAACCAAAACACAGGCUUUUCAUUUCAGUUUUGUAAUGUUUCAUCCACUAGUGAUUUGAUAGCUAAUGAGACCUUCACUUAUCUUGGCCGGCCAUGGAAGGAGUAUUCAAGGACAGUGUUCAUGCAGUCUUAUUUGGGGAAUGCCAUUAGGCCUGAGGGAUGGUUGGCAUGGCAAGGGGAGUAUGCAUUGGAUACAUUGUACUAUGGUGAGUACAUGAACUUUGGUCCAGGAUCAGGAUUGGGGAACAGAGUCAAGUGGUCCGGAUAUCAUGCCAUCACUGACUUGGCACAGGCUAUAAACUUCACUGUUUCUCAGUUCAUUGAUGGCAACCUUUGGCUUCCUUCUACUGGGGUUAAAUACACUGCUGGGCUGACAUUUUAAAUUAUUAUUUUUGUACCAUCUUCUUGUAUUUCAAUAGAUCUAUUUCCUUUUUUUUUUCUUGAAA